GAUGUCCAAGGACCUGCUGCCCGGGCCGUACCCCCGGACUCCGGAGGAGCGGGCAGCUGCCGCAAAGAAGUACAACAUGCGGGUGGAAGACUACGAGCCCUACCCCGACGACGGCUUUGGGUAUGGUGACUAUCCCAAGCUCCCUAAUAAGUCUCUUCAUGAGAGAGACCCCUGGUACCAGUGGGACCAGCAGGACAUGAGGCACAACUGGGGAGAGCCGAUGCACUGGGACUUCGAUAUGUAUAUUCGGAACCGUGUUGAUACAUCCCCCACUCCAGUUCCCUGGCACACCAUGCGCAAACACUUCCUUAUCUUUUUGGGUACCAUGCUGACCAUGUUUGCUCUUGGAGAGAUCUGUCCGUCUUACAGGCCUGUGGGACCGAAGCAGUAUCCCUUCAAUGACCUGUAUCUGGAGAGAGGAGGAGACCCUAAUAAAGAGCCACCAGUGGUGACGCACUAUGAAAUCUGAAAGUUGCUGAAGUGCUGUAUUUCUCCUGUGUUAGCUCUGCUGGGGAUGGCAUCUUCUCUUGUGUUCACAGUCGCAUAUGUUAACACUUGUUCUUCCAUGUUCGAUCACUAACUGCAGUGAAAUAUAUCAAUGAUACCUGUU
Molecule: messenger RNA, 610 nt
Organism: Egretta garzetta (little egret)
Lineage: Eukaryota; Metazoa; Chordata; Aves; Pelecaniformes; Ardeidae
Gene: NDUFB8
Product: NADH:ubiquinone oxidoreductase subunit B8
Exons: 4
Coding region: 2-469 (155 amino acids)
Biological process (GO): mitochondrial electron transport, NADH to ubiquinone
Cellular component (GO): mitochondrion
Source: RefSeq, a predicted model, not a curated record